UAGAUAUACAUUUUGUUUUAUCGAUAGUAGCGCUGCAUGUUUGUUAUUCGAGAGCAAUCUAAGCUAAACCUAAUGGUACAGUAGGGAAAGUAUAAUACCUUUAAAUUUAAAACAUGGCUUUCCAGCCACCAAGUACAAGACAAGAACAACAAAACAGGAAGAUUUUGGAGGAACUUCAAAUGCAGAAAAAACAGCUUUUACUGAAACAGGUUCAGCCAAGUACACUGCCUGGAUCCUUAACCCCAGCAAUUGGCAUUGCUACUACUACCCAGUCCUCAGUUGAUGCACAUGCUUUAUCUACAUCUCAGAGGACAGCACUUCAGCAUGCUCAUGCCAACUCUGUAGGUUGGUUUAUAACUCAAGAAUCAUCAUUUGGAAACCUGAUAUUGCCUGUCUUGCCAAGGUUUGAUAAACAACAGUGACACUAUGAAUCAUAAUUUGGAAACCUGAUCUUGCCUGUCCUGCCAAAGUUUAACAACAGUGGGAGUGAAACAUCUAACAGAUUUUGAUGAAAAACAUUUCUUCUGAGCAAUGUAUUCUUUACUACCAAAGCAACAAUUAAAGAUGAAACUUAUCCUGUAA
Molecule: messenger RNA, 582 nt
Organism: Limulus polyphemus (Atlantic horseshoe crab)
Lineage: Eukaryota; Metazoa; Arthropoda; Merostomata; Xiphosura; Limulidae
Product: SOSS complex subunit C-like
Exons: 5
Coding region: 114-422 (102 amino acids)
Biological process (GO): DNA repair
Cellular component (GO): SOSS complex; nucleoplasm; nucleus
Source: RefSeq, a predicted model, not a curated record